AUGGACUUGGAUCACCAUGUAGAUGAUCUUGCUGAUGGGGGUCUCUCGGGAGCUUCUCCUCGACCACAACUACCUCCAUCAACUAAUCGACGUUUCCGUCGGAAAAAGCAGCGCGAUCGCGUGCGUGUCACCCGAGCAUGCGACCGCUGCAAACGACGCAAAGUCAAAUGCGACGGCUACCAGCCGUGUAAUCAGUGCUCGCUGCCGGGCUUGGGUUGCACCUAUGAAGCAACCUAUUCCCGGGGGCACCGAGGCAGCGAUCCCAAGCUGAGAAAUCGAUCAGAUCCGUCGUCGUUGCCUUUGCACUCUCCUACACGCGUACAGAAGGAACAGUCUUUGGCUUCACCAGCAAGACGACCCAUGAAGGCCGGCCCCCCUGGUGACAACGACCAUAGCGACGACCCCAACGACGACUUACCAUACGAGGUUUCGGAAUCGGCCGAGUCUCUCUCCGUGGACAUGGUGGAUGAGUCGAUUCCAAUAGACAUGUCAUCUCAACCUGCCCCAGUCUCGUCAAAAACCUCACCGGAGCCGUCUCAGACUGAUCUUCAAGGACAUUACGUUGGACCAGCAUCUGGCGUCUCCUUUCUCCUCCGUGUGCAGAAGAAGUUGCACCAAACAAUCUCAUUUCCUUCCAAUUGCUCCAUCUUCACCUUUGGCGAUGCACCUCUCCCCCAGCAUGAUCCUUCCUUUUGUUUGUUGAUACCUCGUGACGAAGCCGAGAAAUUGCUGGAAUGCUAUUUCGGUGUUGCUGUUCCGACGCACCGUUUUCUGCAUCGACCUACGGUAGCUUCAUGGCUUGAAGAAUUCUACCAGACGCGUGGGACUAUGCGAAAUCAGGAUGACGCAGCUGGUCGUAGGGCUGUGCUCUUGAUGGUGUUUGCACAGGCGCAAACCCACAUGCCUCAUCCUGAUACACCACCCGACCUGAGGCUGAUGAAGCAAAACAGUGCACGGUGUUUCCUAGCAGCGGACCACCAGCUGUCGGAAGAGACUGGACGGGUCCGGUUAACAAGUGUGCAGGCCCGUCUGGCUCAGUGUUUCUGGCUGCUGUCGCAAUCGCGUAUCAACCACUGCUGGACAUUAUUCGGAACAAUGUCCCAUCUAGCCUAUGCGAUCGGGUUGAACCGCGACCGCAAGGUUGAUUCGGCGUUGGGAAUGAAUCUCGUCGAAGUCGAGUGCCGGCGUCGUACAUUUUGGUGUGCUUACAGCCUUGAUAACUACCUCAGCGCUGCGCUUGGACGGCCAAGAACGUUUCACGAUCACGAUAUUGACCAGGAACUUCCCUCUCCCUACGACGACGAGGAAAUAUUCCCAGAUCGUAUAGUGCAGAGCCACAGUCGGGGGCAGUCAAUUAUGCUUUGUCCUGUAGCCCACGUCAAGUUAUCUCAAAUAGUCAGCACAAUUCUGUGGGAUUUGUACUCCAUCCACCCUGCCACCAAGACCCAACGCGCAGCACUUAUUACAAAAUCUUCCAAGGCAUUAAAAGAGUGGCGUGCUGGAUUGGCUCAUUUCCUGGAUGAUCAGAAUGUUAAUGCUGCACUCCUGAUUCCCAUCUAUCAACGCCAGCGCAAUGUACUCAACUUGGCCUAUUGGCAUGCCGUGAUCUUGACUCAUCGGCCGGUUUUGCUGAGGAACUUCCCCCACCUCCAGGAGCCUCGAAAUGCGAAUCGAAGCCAUUCAAGCAUCCGGGAAUGCCUUGCAGCGGCCAUGAGCAUCGUUAAAACGGUGGAUGCAUUGGUAGGGGCAGGGCAGAUGCUCAAGGCGUACUGGUUUACUAUUUAUUUUGCUUUCUCGGCCGUGGUCAUACUUUAUGUCUAUGUGUUUCAGCAAAAACUGUCCCCUGCGGCUUCAUAUGAGGAGUACCUGGAAGCUGCAAUCAGAUGUCACGAUAACAUUGCUCGGGUUGCCGAGAACAAUACCCUAACACAACGUUACUCGCUUGUGCUUGAUCAGCUCCGUAUUGAAGUGCUCAGUCGGAUCAGAGGGCAAUCGGGCUCUAAUGCUGCAUCAGCCUCGAUGCCCGAGGCUCCGUUGACAGCGCUAUCACAAGCACUAUCUCAAUCUUCGACCGCCCUCGGAGAAUCCGAACCAACGACAAUCCCAGAUGCAUUAUCAGCCUUUUCCAGCAAUGGCUUUGCCGAGGAUCUUGCCGAUUCGAAUGCGAGCUCGGCCAGUCCCCUGGGAAACGAGAUUGACUGGAACCAGUUUGAUUCUAUGGUAUGA
This is a messenger RNA of Pestalotiopsis fici W106-1, 2226 nucleotides long. RefSeq lists its product as uncharacterized. The transcript is spliced from 5 exons. Gene Ontology annotation, cellular component: nucleus. Gene Ontology annotation, molecular function: sequence-specific DNA binding; zinc ion binding; DNA-binding transcription factor activity, RNA polymerase II-specific. Lineage: Eukaryota; Fungi; Ascomycota; Sordariomycetes; Amphisphaeriales; Sporocadaceae. Gene Ontology annotation, biological process: DNA-templated transcription; positive regulation of transcription by RNA polymerase II. Bases 1 to 2226 code for a protein of 741 amino acids. The record is from RefSeq and is a predicted model, not a curated record.